Messenger RNA from Chiroxiphia lanceolata (lance-tailed manakin), 1225 nucleotides. It is a transcript of the gene BIN3, whose product is annotated as bridging integrator 3. The coding region runs from base 80 to 841 and encodes 253 amino acids. NCBI's taxonomy places the organism in Eukaryota, Metazoa, Chordata, Aves, Passeriformes, Pipridae. Gene Ontology annotation, molecular function: lipid binding; protein binding. The transcript has 9 exons. Gene Ontology annotation, cellular component: cytoplasm; actin cortical patch. The record is from RefSeq and is a predicted model, not a curated record. Gene Ontology annotation, biological process: plasma membrane tubulation; endocytosis; actin cortical patch localization.
CGGAGAGUUCAAAGGCGCGCGGCGCUCCCGGAAGGGGCGGGGCCAAAGGCGGUGGCACUUCCGGGAGCGGCGGGGGAACAUGAGCUGGAUCCCGUUCAAGAUCGGGCAGCCCAAGAAACAGAUUGUACCCAAGACAGUGGAGAGAGACUUUGAAAGGGAAUAUGGAAAGCUGCAGCAAUUGGAAGAUCAGACCAAAAAACUUCAGAAGGAUAUGAAGAAAAGCACAGAUGCAGACUUGGCCAUGUCCAAGUCUGCCGUGAAAAUCUCCUCGGACCUGCUUUCGAACCCGCUGUGCGAGCAGGAGCCGGGAUUCCUGGAGAUGGUCACAGCCUUUGACACAGCCAUGAAGAGGAUGGACUCCUUCAACCAGGAGAAGGUGAAUCAGAUCCAAAAGACAGUCAUAGAGCCUCUGAAAAAGUUCAGCAGCGUGUUCCCCAGCCUGAACAUGGCGGUGAAGAGGCGGGAACAGACGCUCCAGGACUACAAGCGCCUGCAAUCCAAGGUGGAAAAAUACGAGGAGAAGGAGAGGACCGGCCCCGUCCUGGCCAAGCUGCACCAGGCCCGGGAGGAGCUGCGCCCGGUGAAGGAGGACUUUGAAGCCAAAAACAAGCAGCUCCUGGAGGAAAUGCCCAAAUUUUACAGCAGCCGCAUCGAUUACUUCAAACCCAGCUUUGAGUCGCUGGUCCGGGCACAGGUUGUGUAUUACACGGAGAUGCACAAGAUUUUUGGGGACCUGACGGCGCAGAUCGACCGGCCCGGGCUGAGCGAUGAGCAGCGGGAGAGGGAGAACGACGCCAAGCUGAGCGAGCUCCGGGCGCUCUCCAUCGUGGCUGAUGACUGAGGGGAGGAGGGAGAUGGCCCCCCCUCGACCCCAGCUCCCAGCCCAGGGGUGGAUUUGGGGCGCUGGAACUGCUCCCUUUGCCGCGUGGAUCCCUCCUGCCCCGACCAGGGGUGGGGGGCACAGCGGGGGCCACCCCCUGCCAGCGUCUGGAGAUUGGUUUUGCCUCCCCCCACAGACGGGUUUUGCCUUAAAUUGAGGGGUGUGGUGGAGCAGGGAAGGGAGGUGUCCCAUGUGGGUGAAGGUGGGUAUGGGGUGGGGGCUGCUGGCCUUUUCCAGGCACUCCCACAGUCCAGACCCACUCCAGGAGGAUGAGACACCCCACCCUCAUGCCCCUUCAUUUUGUGCCUUAGGAGCCCAGGGGAGGGUAAAAAUCGCUGAAAUCCC